AUGUGUAGUGUUACGUACGUUCCUACAUGUUACUCUUUUGAUCGGUACAUGUGUACGAACAAUAAUACGGAGGCUAGCUUCCACGCCUCCACACGGCGGUCAUGUGAUGAUCUUUUCCGCAACGUCGCCCGGAGUAAUUGCACGAUCAAUAUAAGGUCGAUUGCUUCUCAGUCUAAUCUUGAAUUCUUGAUAGUAGAUGUAAUGAAGUUGAGUAUAUUUUACUUUAUACCCUGGUGA
Messenger RNA from Triticum turgidum subsp. durum (durum wheat), 237 nucleotides. Lineage: Eukaryota; Viridiplantae; Streptophyta; Magnoliopsida; Poales; Poaceae. The record is from the annotation of a GenBank genome assembly.